AUGGCCGUCCUUCCCCCGACCGUUCGCCCGCUGCAGCCUCCAGCCGAGUCUCAGAUCAAUUUCGGGGCGCAUAUUGAAGGUGUCGAUCUGGAGAACUUGACUGAUGAUCAAUUCGCCACCAUUCGCAGAGCACUCUACAGCCACCAGGUCGUGAUUUUCAAGAACCAACAGAAGUUAUCGCCCAAGGCGCAAUAUGAGCUGACCAAACGAUUCGAUCCCGCCUCGGACAACUAUGGCCAUGGCAAGACCCUCGAUGCCAAGCGCAGCAUCCUUCAUCCCGACCUAAAAACAGUACCCCAUCAGCCUCAGGUGCAAGUGAUUGGAAAUGGCUUCGUACCUUCAUAUGAGGGACUGGAGAAUGUGCAGCUCAAGCACCCUCACCACCGGACUUUCCAUAAAGACCAUAUCCCCGACGAGAAAGACUAUGAUUUCACCCGUUUCUACCGCUGGCACAUCGAUGCCGCUCUAUAUGACCUGUACCCGCCGCAGGUCACGACCCUGUUGGCUGUAAAUGUACCAAAGGGCCGCCGCCAGACACUGUUAUAUGACGAUGGGUCUGAUGAAACGUUGGAUGUCCCGCUUGGCACAACUGCGUUUGUGAGCGGCGAGCAGAUGUACGAGCGGCUCUCGCCCGAGGACCAGGAGUUUGUCCGCACAAGCAAGAUCGAAUAUGCGCCUCACCCGUACAUCUGGAUGAGUUCUGCUCACUCUCGCUCCACCGGGCUGGGCCUGCACUCCGAAGGCCUAGAGCUAUCCGAGUCAAACCUACCCCCGAUCGACGCGGAGAAGAUCAUGAUAUUCCCCAUGGUGUGGAAGAACCCGGUGACGGGUAAACUGGCUCUGCAAGUCCAUCCCUCCGCGAUCCGCCGCAUUCACCUCCGCGACGGAACCGUGAUCGAUGAUUUGGCGCGUGUCCGAGAGAUUGUGUACAAGUUGCAGCGACCUGGAAUCAGCCCCCAAUUCGUGUAUCCGCAUGACUGGGAAGAAGGCGAUCUGGUCUUGUUCCAUAACCGUGGCGUACUACACUCGGUUGUGGGUGCCUUCAAGCCUGAAGAGGUCCGGCUUUUCCGUCAGUGCAAUCUAGCUGCUUCGGAGCCGCCUAUGGGGCCUUGA
Molecule: messenger RNA, 1113 nt
Organism: Penicillium macrosclerotiorum
Lineage: Eukaryota; Fungi; Ascomycota; Eurotiomycetes; Eurotiales; Aspergillaceae
Product: TauD/TfdA dioxygenase family protein
Exons: 3
Coding region: 1-1113 (370 amino acids)
Molecular function (GO): oxidoreductase activity
Source: RefSeq, a predicted model, not a curated record